GGUGGCACUGAUUGGCAUUGAUAGGUGGCACUGACUGGCACUGAUGGGUGACAUUGAAAGGAAGCUCAGAUGGGCACUGAUAUGUGGCAUUGAUGUGCACUGGUUUGCACUGAUAUGUGGCAUUGAUGUGGCAGUGAUGGGCACUGGCACGUGGCACUGAUGAGCACUGACUGCUGGCACUGAUGGACACUGACAGGUGGCACUUCUGGGGCCACACUGAUCAUCAGGGCACACUGAUCAUCACUGUUAGCGUGACCGCUCGAGAGGAGAG
Messenger RNA from Staurois parvus, 271 nucleotides. NCBI's taxonomy places the organism in Eukaryota, Metazoa, Chordata, Amphibia, Anura, Ranidae. The record is from the annotation of a GenBank genome assembly.